CUUAUGAGUUAAACACCUAAAAGCAAAUUAAAUUUAUAAAGUAAGCCAAAGUAUGUAAACGGAAUAAAUAAGCCCGAUUAAAUUCAAAACAAAAUUAGCAGAGGCACAUCAGCUGAUAGAAAUUAAAGAAAAAAUGAGUAUAAAAAAUGAUAAAUAAAAGAUUAGAGUAGAGUAAAAGACGAAUUCAUCAAUUGGCGCAGCUAAAACAUCCUUUGAUUUUAGUCCAAUUAGUUAGAGAACAUAAUAAGAUUAAGUAAGAUAAAAAGAGAUAGAGCAUGCUUCACCCUAAAGUACAUUGAGGAAUUUCAGAAAUAGAAGCGUGUCGACUGCUACAGAUUUCAAAUCUUUUCAGCAAAGAAAUUAAAAUUAAAAUUAAUUAGUUAAGGAGCAGACAUUGACCAAAAAUACCUAAGCAAUUAAAAUGAAUACUUAACGUUUUUCAUUUAAACCAACAGAAACAACCCAAAAGCAGAAACUAGUUUAAGUACAACCCAAAAAAAAUCAAAAAACUCAAGUGUAAUAAUAAAAAGUUGAACAAAAAUCUCAACCUUUAAAACUAUUGGAUAAAAAAAAAGACGUAUAAAAUGCUGUUAGUCCAAUCUCUAAAACAGAGGAUGUAAAAAAUUAGAAAAAGUAGCAAGAUAAUGCUACAAAAUCAUUAACACCAAGGCUAGAUAUAUCAAAGGUGUCUAAUACUCCACCCUAAAAAUUAAUUACAACUUAGAGAGGAAAAUCACCUAGUCAUGAUUAAAAUUAUUAAUCGCAAAAACUAAAAGCUUUUAUAGUAAAAAUUAAGAUAUUAUAUAGUCUGUUAUUAGACCCAUCUUUAAAGACGCGAAAUAUUAUAUAACUUCUGUUAUCCAUUUUUUAAGGGAGUAACAUUUUCCUAAUACUACUCCCUACAAAGUUUAAUUUUAAAUUGAAUUCUAAGAACAAUAGCUGUAUUUUAGAUAAAAGUUUUGCGAUCAUUAUUUAUCUAGUUUUUAAUAUUUGAAAUAAUGUUAAACUUUGUAAUAGAAGACAACAAUAAAGCCAAUUUAGAUGGAUCCGCCGAAAUAGCCUAAAUUGAGCAAAAACUCUCCUAAAACUAUAAUAUUUGAUCUUGAUGAGACUUUGAUACAUUGCAAUGAUAUUAAUCUUAAUCCAACCGAUCAUGAAAUUACUGUUUAGAUUCCUAAUGAACCUCCUUAAUAGGUAUGAAUCGAAGUUAUAAAUAGGUUCGAUUUAACAUAAGGCCAUACUGUAUUGAAAUGCUGUCAAUUUUGUCUUAAUUCUAUGAGUUGAUUCUAUUUACUGCAUCUUUUCAAUAAUAUGCAGAUUAAAUCUUAGAAUUCAUAGAUCCCAAAAAAUAGAUUUUUUCUUAUAGACUCUAUAGAGAUAGUUGUAUUACACUAGGAGAUGGCCUUUUAGUAAAAGAUUUAAGAGUCUUAGAAGGCAGAAACUUGGAGGUAUAUUAAUAUACAAUUCUAUCAUUAAGUCUAUGGCUUUAGUCGAUAAUUCAGCUUAUUGCUAUUUUUUACAGCCAGAUAAUGGAAUUCCAAUCAUUCCAUUUGAAGAUAAUAAGAAAGAUAAAGAACUUAUUUUUCUAACAGAUUAUUUGAUUAAAUGUGAGAAACAUCCAAAUUGGCUUGAACACCAUAAGCAUCAUUUUAAAAAUUUCAUCCAUUUUAAGGCUUAAACAAUAACUGAAUGUUUAAGAAGAAUUAUUUGA
Paramecium octaurelia is the source of this 1711-nucleotide messenger RNA. The record is from the annotation of a GenBank genome assembly. Lineage: Eukaryota; Ciliophora; Oligohymenophorea; Peniculida; Parameciidae.